This is a messenger RNA of Miscanthus lutarioriparius, 606 nucleotides long. Lineage: Eukaryota; Viridiplantae; Streptophyta; Magnoliopsida; Poales; Poaceae. The record is from the annotation of a GenBank genome assembly.
AUGGCUCCUCCGCCGCGGCGAAACCCGCAGCAAAACCCCACCCGGAGGAAGGGCGAGGAGCCGUGGCUCGCCGCGAGCCUGCGCCCGGCGAACUUCCUCCCGGGCCUCGCCAUCGGGUUCCUCCUCGGCCUCCUCCUCGACCUGUCCUCGUCGUGGAGACCCAAGUCCAGCUCCCCGCCGGCUCCGGCCGUGGCACCCUCGCGGGGCUCCAGCUCCAAGCGGGCGUCGGGGAAUUCGUUUGCCUCAGGCGGCGAGGAGCUUAAGAUGGUUUUAGUGGUACGCCAGGACCUCAAGAUGGGGGCUGGGAAAAUAGCUUCUCAAUGUGCCCAUGCAGCGACUGGCUUGUACGCCGAGUUGUUUUCAAGCAAUCGGGGUUUACUGAGACAAUGGGAACAACUUGGACAAGCUAAGAUUGUUUUGACAUGCAAGAAUCAACAGGAAAUGAACAGGCUAAAGGAAACUGCAGAACAUCGAGGUAUUCCUACAUUUAUUGUUGCUGAUGCAGGCCGCACAGAGGUGUUGGCUGGAUCCAAAACAGUUCUUGCAAUAGGACCAGGUAGGAAAGCUGACAUCGAUUCAGUUACUGGGAAACUGCGUUUGCUGUGA